UUCGUUUCAAAUAAAUAAGGCAUAGUCAUCAACCCUAGCACAUUACACGAAGAGGCAAUCCAUUAGUGCAUCUUUUGUAAGAAUUGCCCUCACUCAAUCGGUUUUGGCUUCAAGUUACUCUGAUUCGGUUGUACGUAACAAAAAGCCUCAUCCUGUGUAAUCGCAAUUUACUAUAUAUCAAGCUCUCAAAAUGAUGAAAGGAUUCAAACAAAGAUUCAGGUCUAAAGCCGGAUCUGCCAAGGGAGAAAAGAAGAAGGAUAAAAAGGAAGAAAUCAAUAAGAAGCCGGAAAAACAAAAGUCCUCAAGUUCGCUGUCAAGUUCCACUUCUUCCAGCAUAGGAGCAAUUCCGCUGAAAAAAUCCCAAUCCGGGUCUUCAGAACAGUCGUCGAUACAUUCGGCAGUAGACAACUCUUUGGCAGGUUCCCCUUCUUCAACAUCAUCCAGCAAGUCGGUCUUGCAAUCCCAAGCUCCACAGAUACAAACACCAACACCUGUCACAGCCUCUGGAUCGACUAGAGGCGACGAUGUUGUGUCUCCAGAACUAGAAAUAUCCAAAUUGCAUACAUCUCACCAUUCACUGGCUUUCGACAAGAUUCCGAAAGAUGAUAUCGGUUUGAAACCUAAGACCCCUCAAAGACAUUCCUCUUCAAGAUUUGAGCCAACCGUUGACCAACGACCUUUCGAAAAAUUGGCAAGUUUCGAUGAAGUUGAUCCAGAGUACCAUGUUGAACUUUUCAUUCAAAAGGUUGACCAGUGUAAGAUUAUGUUCGACUUCUACGACCCUUCCUCCGAUAUACAAGGCAAAGAAUUGAAAAGGCUUACUUUACACGAGUUAACGUCUUUCAUAAGUACUACGAGAAUGACAUUCACCCCAGAGAUGUACGAGCAUGUUGUCGACAUGUUUAAGAUCAACAUUUUUAGGCCUAUACCUCCUCCUGUGAAUCCUGUCGGGGAGAUAUAUGACCCUGACGAAGAUGAACCCGUGUAUGAGCUUGCCUGGCCUCAUAUGCAAAUGGUGUAUGAGUUCUUCCUAAGGUUCGUGGAAAGUCCGGAUUUCAACAACUCAGUUGCUAAACCUUACAUUGAUCACAAAUUUGUGCUCACUUUGCUUGAGUUGUUUGAUAGCGAGGACAAUAGAGAAAGAGACUGCCUAAAAACUACUUUGCACAGAAUAUAUGGAAAGUUUUUGAGCCUGAGAUCAUUUAUCAGGAAGUCUAUAAGCAACAUAUUCCUCAACUUUGUUUACGAGACUGGCAGGUUCAACGGAAUAUCUGAGUUGCUGGAAAUUUUAGGCUCCAUCAUUAACGGAUUCGCUCUUCCAUUGAAAGAGGAGCAUAAAGUCUUCUUGAUUAGAGUUUUGAUACCUUUGCAUAAGGCCAGGUGCUUGUCUUUAUACCAUCCCCAGCUGGCUUAUUGUAUUUUGCAGUUUCUGGAAAAGGAUCCCAGUUUGACCGAGGAGGUGAUCAUGGGAUUAUUACGCUACUGGCCAAAGAUUAACUCUCCUAAGGAACUGAUGUUUUUGAACGAGAUUGAAGACAUUUUUGAGAUAAUUGACUCUCAGGAAUUCCAGAGGAUUGAAAUCCCUCUUUUUGCUCAACUAGCAAAAUGCAUAUCAUCGCCUCAUUUCCAGGUCAGCGAAAAAGUGCUUUGUUAUUUUAAUAACGAGUACUUCGUUUCACUUGUCACUGAAAAUGCAGAGAGUAUUCUGCCCAUUAUUUUCCCUGCCUUAUUUGAUCUGGCCCAACCAGAACUGGAUGCAAUCGAGCAACAACAACAACCGUCUAUGGACUUCAAUUAUGACGAACCCAACAAUUGGAAUCGUACAAUCUCAUCCCUUGCCUACAACGCUCUUAAAAUUUUCAUGGAUACUAACCCAAUCGUUUAUGAUAGAUGUUGUAUAUUAUAUGAGGAGCAGACCAAAGAAGAGAAGAACCAGAAGGAUUUGAGGCAACAGCAUUGGAAGAAAUUGGAAACAUACGUGGAGAAAUUGAAGCUAGGGGAGGACGAAGAACUGAAAAGUGUUCAAAUAAAGUGACUCGAUUAAUAUUCAUUACACAAUGAUCAUGCAUUUGUUUUAUAUUCUCUCAAAAUGACUGGCACAGAGGAUGGUGGUAGAGCGCCUAGCUCCGUAAUGACUUUCUGAAUAUAUUCUGGAGGGGUCAGAUCAUAUAAAACAUUCAGGAUAUUGAGAGGUUUAAGCUCUUUCCAGUUGUUCAGCACGGGCGAUUCACUAUCUGCUAGCUGAAGUUCCUUUUUUUCCUUCUUGGUACCUUGCUGCUGUGGCUUCUUGGGCUCCUUGUUCUGCAAGGAGAUCAAAAAUUGAUUCAAAUUCGAUCCCGUUUUCACGAAUGGUUUGGUAUUGAUGACAUCUUCCGAAUCACCGAGCUCAUUGAGAGUAACAGAAUCCAACUGAACCUUAUCGCUGAACUUCAUGGAUUCGCAGCACACCAACACAGGAAUAUUCUUAUUCUUAGACGCCAUCGCAAUCAUAGCAGUUCCGACGCGUGAAUACAGUCUGCCGUUGGAGAGCAUCGAGUGAGCACCUAGGAAACAAAAGUCUAUGUCAGAUCUUUCUAAUAUCGUGGAUAACGAGUUGAUAAGAUUAUAGUGACAUUUGAUAUUCGGAACAGCAGAUAAUUCUCUGGCCAAUUUCUUACCCUCGAAUAAAGGUUUUGAGUCGAUGAUGUAAAUAUCAAAGGACUUGUUUUCCUCCACAGCGCAGUAUUUGAACAGCUUUUUUAGCACCUCCGAAUGUCCAUAGGUAAGAAGUUUUGAGCCGUCAUGGAUGUGAGUGGAUGCAAAUUGGGUGAUAACCUUAUCCGAGUAGAGAAUUUUUUCUUGGAUGUAGAGAUCAAUUUCUUCGAUUACCUGGUUUUUGGCAACCUCAUCGCUCAAGUCAAUGGGUAUAAUGGAGAUCCGCUGUUUGAGCCAUCUGAUUGCAUUUCCCAUUGAAAUACUGAGAGGCCUGCCUGUCUUCAAAUACUCAAUUUGAUGAGACAGGUGAGACGUGAGAUUUCGCUGCAGCGAAGCAUUGUCUGGAGUUUGGUAUGAUAAAAUAACGUCCUUAAAUGCCUCAAGCAUGGCCUGGCAGCGGGCAGUGGAGCCCACGAUUUUGUAGGUAGAGAUUUUAAGCGUGAGUGCCAGGAUUUUCGGAUGAACAAUACUAGCUAUCUGGGGAGACGAAGAAAUACGCUGUUCUCUGGUCUCCAGGUGUCCAAACAUCGUAGGCACUUUACGGUCGGACUCAAUGAUUUUGGCGGAAUUCAGCUGCUUUUUGAUGUGUGUGGCUGUUGGAGGUUUACCAUUAGAAUCUUUUGACUCUUUCUGUUUUGUCGACGCGGACUCAGAACCGGAGGAGCCACCUUUGGCAGCCGCACGCUUGGCGGCCUUUUCUUUCUUUUUGAGCUCUUUGAGCUCCUUAUUAGAAAGCUGUUUAUCUGCAGGAGUGGACACAGGAACAGAAGUAGGUUCAGACAUGGGUGAAAAGAGAUUU
Messenger RNA from Ogataea polymorpha, 3493 nucleotides. RefSeq lists its product as uncharacterized. Gene Ontology annotation, cellular component: protein phosphatase type 2A complex. The record is from RefSeq and is a predicted model, not a curated record. Gene Ontology annotation, molecular function: protein phosphatase regulator activity. Gene Ontology annotation, biological process: signal transduction. The coding region runs from base 191 to 2035 and encodes 614 amino acids. NCBI's taxonomy places the organism in Eukaryota, Fungi, Ascomycota, Pichiomycetes, Pichiales, Pichiaceae. The transcript has a single exon.